This is a messenger RNA of Nannospalax galili (Upper Galilee mountains blind mole rat), 2407 nucleotides long. RefSeq names its product thioredoxin related transmembrane protein 1 (gene Tmx1). The coding region runs from base 92 to 931 and encodes 279 amino acids. The record is from RefSeq and is a predicted model, not a curated record. The transcript has 8 exons. Lineage: Eukaryota; Metazoa; Chordata; Mammalia; Rodentia; Spalacidae.
UGCGCAGGCGCAGAGCGGCCCCCAGAACGGAAGUGGAGCUGCAGCAGGGUGGUGGAGCGGGCGUGCGCUGAGGGCUGGGCGAGCGGCUGACAUGGCGCACUUGGGGCGGCUCCUGGUUCCCCUGGUGGUCCUGGUUGUGCUGCUCUGGGCGGUCCCCAGGGCCCACGGGCGGCGGAGCAAUGUGCGCGUCGUCACCGACGAGAACUGGACGUCGCUGCUGGAGGGAGAGUGGAUGAUAGAAUUUUAUGCACCGUGGUGCCCUGCUUGUCAAAAUCUUCAACCAGAAUGGGAAAGUUUUGCUGAAUGGGGAGAAGAUCUUGAGGUUAAAGUUGCAAAAGUGGAUGUUACAGAGCAGACAGGACUGAGUGGACGGUUUAUCAUAACAGCUCUUCCUUCUAUUUAUCAUUGUAAAGAUGGUGAAUUUAGGCGGUAUCUGGGCCCAAGGACUAAGAAGGACUUCAUAAACUUUAUAAGUGAGAAAGAAUGGAAGAGCGUUGAACCUGUUUCAUCGUGGUUUGGUCCAAGCUCUGUUCUGAUGACUACCAUGUCAGCACUGUUUCAGAUGUCUGUGUUCAUCAGGACUUCUCAUAGCUAUUUUGUUCAUGACCUUGGAAUCCCAGCUUGGGGCUCAUACUUGGUGUUUGCUUUUGCAACUGUGCUUUCUGGACUAUUACUAGGACUUUUUAUGAUAUUUGUGGCAGAUUGCUUUUGUCCUUCAAAAAGGCGCAAACCACAGACAAGUCAUUCCUUAAAAAAACCGUCACCAGAAUUUUCUCAGCCUUUGAAAAAAGUAGAGGAGGAACAAGAGGCUGACGAAGAAGAUGUUUCAGAAGAGGAAACAGAAAAUAAAGAAGGAGCAAGCAAAGAUACUUCACAGAGUGCCAUAAGACAGCGUUGUGUGGGCCCAUCGUUGGCCACAGAUAAAUCCUAAUUUUUACAGAUACCUUAAUAUUACAAUUUUGACAAAACAGAAGAUUGAUCAUUUCUUUGUUUUGAAGUGAACUGUGACUUGGCUUGUAUAUACAGUCUAGAUUGUCAUUAGAUUGAAAGCUUUCAUUCAGAAAAUAAAAGCAGUUAGAUGUAACAGUUUGAAAUAUGAUUUAAGAAUAUUAUGAUGGUUUAAACAGUUUAGUUUUGGAAGAUCUGGUGCCAAGCAGUAAAAUUUGUGUUUAUAUUUAGUAAUAACCUGUUUCAUGUUGAGAUAAAAAAGCCUUUCCCAAGAUUUACAUUACUACAGUAUUUAAGAAAACUACUUUAGAGAGAAAGAUUUCUCAUUUCAUACCAUUUUUCUCAGUUUCACUGUGUGAAAAAGGAACAUAUUUCCCAUAAGUGGGAACUUUGCCCAUUGGUUCAAGAUGUGUGUACUUCAUUGAUAAUGCUGUGCUUACAGUCCAAAAUUUCCUCAUAGUGUUUAGGUUGUACAACUAAUACAACUACCUUAAUCACAGUUUCUUUCUAUGUAUUGUAUUUAGGGUAUGCUGCUGUGUUAGGAAGUUUUUAUGAGUCCAUGCAUCUUCUUAAUUCCUCUGAGGGUUUAUUACCUGUUCUGGUCUCUUACCCACUAUGUGAUUUGUUCAUUUUUAAUUUGUCAUGGGUUACAUUCUUAAAUUGGAUGGUAUUAACAGUAUUACUGUUAUGUUUACUGUUGGCAAACUGUUUUUUGUUGUUGUUUUAACCCGAAAUUUACUGAGAGAACCAUCAAAUUGAACUGUUUACUUGAAAAUCUACAAAUUUGGCUAUACAUUCUGAUUUUACAUUAUUGUUGGUCUUGAAAUUUUCUUUGCUUUUUUUUCCCUUUGAUAUGAAAGUAGAAAUUCUUUGAUGUGGAAAAGCUUUGAUAGUUUCUAUUUUGGAAAUUCAAAGCUUAAUUUGAUAUAAAAUGAAGUCUGCAUUCUACUUCUGAAACAUCUUCUGCUCUAUGUUUUCAGCAUAUCUUUGUCCUCAUAGAGUCCUCAACUCAUUUUAUAGUCAGCAUAUUGUUUUGUGUUUUAAAGUCAUACUACUUUAUUAUUUUAAAAAAGACAUUUUAUAUUCUGUUCUUUACUGCUAGUAUUGUGGAUUUCACAAGGAAGAAUCAGCAAGAUGAAAUACCUAGAUUGCAUCUUACAGCAAGGGAAGGGUAUGAUGGAGGACAUCUUAGCUUUGGGAAGGGGAAAACCAAGUACUAAAUACUCAGAAUGAGUCCUCAGCCUUUCUGUAGUACGUGGUUUCUGUAAUGCCUCACCUCAUAAUGUUCUGCAGUGUGAGUUCCUGAGACUUGCAGAUCAUAUUGUAGUGUAAUGUACAACAGCUUUCUUUCCAGGCUUCACCUUUAUAAUACUAAAUGUGCUGUCAGAGUUUGGAUGUGUAGUUUGUGGUGGCUUAGAAAAAUAUUCUGAGCACAAAAUAAAUGUUUUUAAGCACUUCA